AUGCACGACAGUUCCGACGACGAAAUGCCCGUCCCCAUGAAACUCAGCGCCCUCACAAAGGCAUUGUUGGACGACGGCGCACCUGCCGUACCUCCGCCGGCACCCCGGACUCGACAGGCCUCCAAUCCCCCGGCGUCUCCUCCUAGGACAAGGAGACGCAGCGCACUCUCAUCUUCGACUUCAAGUGCCCAGGAGGAAAGCAGGAGGCAGUUGCGAUCUGGAAGUUCCCAGCCAUAUUACGAAACAAACGGAAGAUCGUCUCGCGUGACCUCGCCCGCGAAAAGCCGGGAGAGUAGUCCCGUUAGGAAGCGUGUAGUCCGGUUAAGCACAACCCCCAAGAGUCUGAGCCAAAUGAAGCGGAGGUCAACGUCGUCGCAGUCGCGGCCGUCUCUGCAGAGGAAACCGUCUACGGGCGGCCGACCUCCUAGUCGGGAUAAGUCCUCAUCCUCGGAUAUCAACAAGACUGCGCCUGCUCCCCCUCCUGUGGCCGCCGCCCCUCCCGCGGAUAUCAACACUCCAGCACAGCAACCUCGCGUCGUCAGGAUCGCGAGUGGUUCCUCGGCUGUUAGAGGCAGGUCCGCCACAUCGUCGGCAGUGUCCUCAGUCAAGUCUACGUCAGCAUCCCAGACGGAGGCCGAGGGACCAGAAGAACCCGGCACGGCCGCGCGGAAUUCUGGUCACCUGGGGAGUGUUUCUCGAGCAGGCAAUAUCGGCCGCCUUGAGGAUAACCUAGCCCUCCAGAGCUCUAUGCGCAUCAAGCGUGUCGGCAAGGUUCCAGGUAGCUUCCUCAGCGGACCCGCUCGAAGGGGCCGGAGACGCCAGAGCGAGGAGGAUGUCGAAGGGAAUGGAGAGGGUGAGCCCAUGAGCUCCAGCCAGGAGCCGGAGAGCCAAAAGGCAGAACCUACCCCUGGUACCGGUAUUGGAGAUGGACUCGGAACUUCGUUCUAUUCGAGUCAUAAGUAUACCGACUUUGCAUCUGGAAGUCCUGUUAGCUCCAAAGAUCUCCACCGCCGCCACGCAUCCCUCGCCGAUAUGCGCAUGGCAUCUUCUGCUAGGCCAUCCCCGAUGGCGAGCGAGCCCGAGCCCGAACCCGAACCAGCACGCCAAGCCGCUGCUCGGCAGCAACCGCCCGCUAUUCCAUCCACUCAUGACCAAGAGAAUGAAGUCCCUCUGAGCAUUCGACAAUCGAAACCGCUUCCGCUCUCCACGGACAUCCUCGCGGACAAACUUGCCAAGCGCCCCGCCAGCACCGACCUCGGCGCAUCUAGAGCGACCGCGUCACCCGAGAGGAAGCCCCUAUCAUCGAUUAACCACAACACACCCCAUCGCCCAGCGCCCCCUCCCCCCAAGAUGUCCGUUGUCGACGUCGCUACUUCCUCCGCUGGAGCGGUGACGACUCAAGUGAAACAGAGACGAAACAUCAUCAGAGUAAACGGCAAGUGUUAUACGAGACUCGACGUCCUCGGACGUGGUGGCAGCGCAAAGGUGUACAGGGUUACGGCCGAAAACGGAAGGAUGUGGGCGCUUAAACGGGUGUCGCUAGAGCAUGCCGAUGAGCUUACGAUUAAGGGCUUCAAGAGUGAGAUUGAUCUGUUGACCAAGCUCGCCAAGGUUGAGAGGGUUAUCAAUCUCCUGGACUACGAGAUGAACGAUGAAAAGAAAGUUCUUACUCUGGUGAUGGAGCUUGGCGAGGUUGAUUUCAACCAGUUCCUGAAGACCAGGCAACCUCCAGAUACCGGCCGAUUCGACCCCGUAUUCGUGCGGUAUUAUUGGAAAGAAAUGCUUGAAUGCCUUCUGGGUGUUCACGAAAAUGAUGUUGUGCAUUCAGACCUAAAGCCCCAGAACUUCGUCCUCGUGCAAGGUCGGUUAAAGCUCAUCGACUUUGGCAUCGCCAACGCUAUCCAAACAAACGAGACGGUCCACGUCCACCGAGAAACGCAAAUCGGCACGCCAAAUUACAUGUCGCCCGAGUCGCUGAUGGAUCACAACGCCAUGCGCGGCGUCAGGAUUCCCGGCCAGCCCAAGCUUAUGAAACUGGGUAAGGCCAGCGACGUGUGGUCCCUCGGCUGCAUCCUCUACCAGAUGGUUUACGGGCUCGCCCCCUUCGCGCACAUCGCCAACCCGAUGGCCAGGUGUCAGGCUAUCAUUAACUGGGAUUACGCCAUCGACUUUCCCGGUCGCGGUAUGGGGGGCGUGCCCGUGCCUCCUUCCCUCAUCCGCACGAUGAAGCGUUGCUUGAGUAGAGAACCGCACCUUCGACCGACGUGCGAGGAGCUUCUGCACGUGACGGAUCCGUUCCUUUAUCCGGGCGAGCUACACGAGAGAGCGCUCCCCAUCGACGAAGAGCUCCUUGGUAGGAUCAUCCAGAGCGUCGUAUCGCGGUGUCGCGACCGGAUGCCCACGGAGGCGGAGACCAUGUCGGUAUGGCCCGCAGCUUACUGGGCCAGCGUGAAGAAGGCGAUGAAUGCACAUCGGACAUGA
Messenger RNA from Scedosporium apiospermum, 2481 nucleotides. RefSeq lists its product as uncharacterized. Gene Ontology annotation, biological process: peptidyl-serine phosphorylation; protein localization to kinetochore; meiotic spindle assembly checkpoint signaling. Bases 1 to 2481 code for a protein of 826 amino acids. The transcript has 2 exons. Gene Ontology annotation, cellular component: kinetochore; spindle; nucleus. Gene Ontology annotation, molecular function: protein serine/threonine/tyrosine kinase activity; ATP binding; protein serine/threonine kinase activity. NCBI's taxonomy places the organism in Eukaryota, Fungi, Ascomycota, Sordariomycetes, Microascales, Microascaceae. The record is from RefSeq and is a predicted model, not a curated record.